AAGUUUAUUACCAAGGCGAUUGCAGGAGCAAUCACUAUACUCAAAAGUAAAGAAAAAGGGCUUGAACUAUCAAGCUCUAGCUCUAGUAGUGCUAGCACUACUAGUAGUGAAGAUAAUAGAGAGCGAUCAAAUAGUGAAAGCAGUGGAAGUCAUUCUGGCAGCAGUAAGCGUACUGUGCAAAUAAACGCUGACCCUGAAUUACAGCUGCAUAAUCGCAUCAGAAUAGUGCGAAAUAGUAAGAUUAAUGAG
Racocetra fulgida is the source of this 249-nucleotide messenger RNA. Lineage: Eukaryota; Fungi; Glomeromycota; Glomeromycetes; Diversisporales; Gigasporaceae. The record is from the annotation of a GenBank genome assembly.